AUGAGCGCCUGUAGAAUUCUCCAAAGCCUGGUGACCAAGGGUAGACUGUCCCCGCACAAAGGGCUCCUCGGUGCAACUACGAGGAAAUUUACAAAUGAAGGGAAAAAAGUUUGGUACAGUGGACCCAAAGAUACAUACAUAAACUCCGGAUUCGAGCUGAAAAAUGAAGACACAGAAAAGCUUAUCGAAUUAUUGAAGGAAAGUUUAAAGUUAAAGUUGCUCUCUUGUACAUACUGCUCGGAAGACAUUGCUAAGCACUAUUUAGAGCUAGCCAUUAUGGAACACAAAAAUUUAUUACUAAAUGACUCGAAAAAUCAUUAUUUAAAAAGUUUCGAAAUAUAUAAAAAAAUUUUUGGAGAAUUGAGCAUCAUGUGUGCAAACAUACAAACGUACUUAGGCGUUGUACACAAAGAUAUGGGGGACUUAAAAAAGGCAGAAGAAUUUUUACAAUUGUCAUUAGCUAAUAAGAAGCUAAUAAUUAAGAAUGAAAAUUAUUUAAUCAUUGACACACUGAAUAAUUUGGGUUCUUUGUACCAGCACAAGAAAGAGUUUGAAACUUCUGUUGGGUAUUUUGAGGAUUGCAUAAGGAUUCUAAUUUCUUCUCCUAUCGAGCUGAACAAAAAUGAACAGAUAGCCUUAUGCUAUUAUAAUUUAUCCUUUUCCUAUUUAGGGUUAAAUGAUACUCACUCUGCCAUCACCUGCUUAAUUCGAUCCUACGCUGUUGCUCAGGAAACAUUCGGUCCCGAUCACACCUUGACGGUUCGGAUUAGGGAGCUGCGAAAUAGGUUGGAGCGGGAGGUAGACGCAGCGAAGUGA
Messenger RNA from Plasmodium fragile, 816 nucleotides. RefSeq lists its product as uncharacterized. The transcript has a single exon. Gene Ontology annotation, molecular function: protein binding. Lineage: Eukaryota; Apicomplexa; Aconoidasida; Haemosporida; Plasmodiidae. The coding region runs from base 1 to 816 and encodes 271 amino acids. The record is from RefSeq and is a predicted model, not a curated record.